AUGUUUGGUCCGUUCAAGCCCUCAAAUACUUUGCUUGGUGGUCUUCUUUGGAAGAUCCCCGCAACGAUGUCUCGUCCGCAGAAACAACGACAAAGACAUAGACUUCAAAAUGUGGACGAUGUGCUUCAAAAAGUGAGAUUGGGACUCCAUACAGCUCGUUCGAUGGCCAAGGGUGCGUCUUUCGAGACCGCUGUGAACAGCAGCAAGAUUUUGAAACCGCGUAUCAAACAAUUGCGUGUGCUCAAUAAAAACUCGCUUUUCCCACCGGAGAAACAGAUGUCAUACCGCGACAAAUACACAUAUUUCAACAAACAGGCAAAGCAGUACCGUAAGGGCAUGCAUAUGCUUCCCAAGUGGACCAAAGUAUCACAACGGAGAAAUCCCCGAUUCUUCUGA
Messenger RNA from Lachancea lanzarotensis, 396 nucleotides. RefSeq names its product LALA0S08e05886g1_1 (gene MRPL31). The transcript has a single exon. Gene Ontology annotation, cellular component: mitochondrial large ribosomal subunit. The record is from RefSeq and is a predicted model, not a curated record. Gene Ontology annotation, molecular function: structural constituent of ribosome. Lineage: Eukaryota; Fungi; Ascomycota; Saccharomycetes; Saccharomycetales; Saccharomycetaceae. The coding region runs from base 1 to 396 and encodes 131 amino acids.